GCAGUAUUUAUGUUCCUUGACGUAAACGUGAAAGGUCGGUCGUCGGUAGUGAGUGUAGCACGAAAAAAAUAAAAUAAAAUCCAGAAUUUGCUGAUUGUCGUUAUCAUUUAACACAAUUACAUGUUUAUUGUCGUCUGAGUGACACGCACGUGCCAAGCUAUAAUCAGUUAUUAUGUUUGUGCAUUCGUGAUGAGAUGCAGACAAUAGUACCUUAAUCAUUGCUACAAUAGCAUAAAAACAAAGCCAAAAAAUAAGGUUUCUUCUUGCGAUAAAAAUGCAGACGCUGACUAUAUUUAUCGUGUUUAUUAUAUCUUCGGCUUACGGACAAGAAAGAAAGAUUACAUCUCAGCUGAACCCUAACUGUAAUUACUGCACUAAAUAUGAUACUCUACUCUACAUAAGAGCUGACGGUUCCCAUGACACUGUGCAUCAAAUAUGGGACUUUACACAAGGACUCCCCACCAUCAUCUUUGCUGUGUCUGGCCUGAAUGCAACAGUCAACAUGACAUGGGAUAAGGGAGCCCCACAGGAGAUUUGGAUUUCAGAAAACCCAAAAUACAGUUUUGCUGUGGCUAUCGAUAAGCUCUACGAGUACAAUGACCUUCAAGACAACGGCUACAUCGACGCCCUAAGCCCGCGGCGCGAGAUCUCUCUCGCGAACGCGGGCUGGCUGCGGGACGACAUCCUGCAGCAGAACCAGGAAGUGCGGCUGAAGAUGAAGUGUCAUCCCUUCAGGAAAGAUCCUAGGCUGGGCACCUUGCACUUCAAGCUUGACCUGCUGCCGUUCACAGACUACGCAGUGGAGCUCCCGCACCUGAUCCACACUGCCAACUCCACGCUAGUGGACGUCAGUCUGGUCAACCUGACGCAGACGAGGGACUACAACGCGUCCAGGUUCGCGCUGCGACUGGUGGUGGUGGGCACUGACGACCACUCAUUGAACAUGAGUUAUACCAUGAGGAAGAGCUUGGACGACGAACACACGCCUGGAGUCUUCGAGAUAAUCGAGAUCCGCACACCUGAAUCGAGUUCGCGCGGCGACGGCGGUUUCCUGCAGUUCCGUCCGGUCGGCUACACGCAUCCUGAACGGACCGUGUCUUCUUCCACCAUCGCUCACGUGUCCAGAUUCAAUAAAACUUCUGUACCUAAGGACAGUACACUGGAGACAUUUUACCGGGACUUCGAUAAUGACAAACUCCUCGUCCAAAACAUGUUCCUGUCUUUUGGGGAGGCCGGAGAUGGGUACUAUAAGCAACACAACUUUACCGCGUGGACAUUCACGGUAGGCUACGGGGCGCCGCCUACCGAGAGUUUCUCCACAUUCGUGCUGGUGAUCAUCGGCCUCGGCCUCGGCGUGCCCGCGCUGCUGGCGCUGACCGGCGCGGGCUGCGUGCUGGCGCGCCGGCGGCGCCGUCUGACGUCCGCCCGGCUGGUGGACGACCAAUGACUCAGGUAUAGGUUUACGUUGCUCGACAGCGAAUAGCAUUGAUAAUGACAUGAUUUUUAAAGUUUUUUAGGGUAUUAAGCGUUGACAUGUAUGACAGAAGAUUUUUAAAAUGGGACCCUUACAGUUCACUGUCCUGUGGUGGUCAAAUUAAUUUUUAUUUGAAAGUAUAUUUUUUUGCUGGCUAAAACAGCGCAGUCCUAUGAAAACUUAACCACAGAAAGAUUUUAAACAAUGUCUAAACUUAGUAAGUGGUAACACUAAACACAUCAACAUUUUUAGAUGUCACAUAUUUAGCAAUUUUUACUUCGGAUAUUUUUUAAAAUCUUUGUAGUAAGACGGUAUGUAUCCUGUGAUUUGUUAAAGGAAAGAUGAUUUACCAGAUCUGACAUUUAACUUUCGUAAUAUAACUGUUGUCAAAAAAUAUGAUGUAAUUAAUUUCAAAAGUCAACGACUUUAGAUCUCAGCUAAAAUCCGCGCCGAGAAAAGUCCCGCGGUAAUAUGAGACGCUAUCAAUAACAGAUCGGCCACGUUGUAGUUUCCGACGGCGGCUUAAGUGUUCUGCGACCUAUGACAUGUCUGCGGGACACCCCCUAUCUUUUUCUUGGGAAUUUUAUGUAGUUAAAAUUAUCGGAAAAAAACCAUUUCUGGAAAUAAGGCAAACCUACCUUAUGAUGAGUUCACAAAUGUAAAGUUGCAUUUUAACUAUUACUUUUAGGAUAUUAGAUAAGUAUCAAAUUGUAGAUGCACCACGAUUUCAAUUUUGUCAAAAUAUUGAAACAAUGUAGUGUGAAUAUAUUCAUACUAGAGCCCACUUGCAUGUCCCACGGAGGAACUAACCCACCUGGUGACAGCGUCGCUACUGUAACAGUAGCGACGACCACACGGGUACAGAUAAGUUUAUUCCUAACUUGAUAGGAGUUGAUAAGUUUAAAUAGUUGACUAACACGUUUUGCAGAUAAUAGUGACUUAAUUUAAGAGCAUUCUCUAUUUUGUUGGGUUCUUCAAUUUACUUCUAAUAACAAUUACCUGCGAAGGAUAUAGAAAGUGUAGUGUGAAUAAAAAAUAUGUACUAAAGUGCCUAUCAAAAAUGUGUGUGCAAAUUGUAAAUAUGUAUUUGGGUAUUAGCAUUUAAAAGUUGAAAAUAAAUGGAAUAUGUGAUUUUUCUGCUGUAUUUUAGUGUCUCCACUGCACUUAUUUUAUGUACAAAAUUGUUGAAAAAGUAAGAUUUUCCGAGGUUUCGUUUUUUUAAUUAUGAAACAACUUGUUUCUUUUGGAAUUUGGAAUUUGGACGAUUCUGCCAUUGUUCAAUCAAGAUUAUAUUGGAAAAAUUUAAUAAAUGACGAAUACUAUUUUUUUUUAUAUCCAAAUAAAGAGUUUCCUAUAUACCUUAUACUUAAUUUAUUAGUUUGACUUUGGGUGAACCAAUAUUUCUUUAUCUAGAUCUAGUAAUAUAAACUAAUAUGUAGACAAUAUGUAAUUGUAAUUGUAUCCUGUUUACGUUAAUUUGAAAACAAUGUAGUCCAUUGUGAUAGAACAGUAUUGGAUUUGUUUAACACGUUUCAUUGGUUAAUCAUAAGUGACAUAUUUUAUUUUUCAUACUCAAAGAAUAUUAUAAAUAAAUAAAAAAAUGCCUAGUGUCUUUUGUUAUCCAUGGAGAGAAAAAGAUAAUUGAUAGAUAGUUAAGAAGCAAUCUUGAAAACAUAACUUAUUAUACCUAAUGAAAUGCAUUUUAUAAAUAGACAAACUUAAUUUUGUAGAUAAAUUUAGACAAAUUUAUCUACAAAAAUAAGCUUGAACUGCUGCCCCAUUGUUCAUUUUCUUAGAUAAAAGACACUAGGUGAAAAAAAAAACAAUAUUUUGACUUGUGGACAUAUUUUUAUAGAUCAAAUUUGUAUAUUUUGUAACUUAUUUUUGUUUAGUUCUUAUUAGCUUUGUAUUUCCAAUGUGAUAUUAAUUUGGUACCGUAUAUUAUGAUAUCUGAAUAAAGCGGAUUAAUUUUA
Molecule: messenger RNA, 3447 nt
Organism: Plodia interpunctella (Indianmeal moth)
Lineage: Eukaryota; Metazoa; Arthropoda; Insecta; Lepidoptera; Pyralidae
Product: glycosylated lysosomal membrane protein-like
Exons: 8
Coding region: 275-1447 (390 amino acids)
Cellular component (GO): lysosome
Source: RefSeq, a predicted model, not a curated record